This is a messenger RNA of Amblyraja radiata (thorny skate), 1698 nucleotides long. RefSeq names its product tumor necrosis factor ligand superfamily member 13B-like. Gene Ontology annotation, molecular function: receptor ligand activity; tumor necrosis factor receptor binding. The record is from RefSeq and is a predicted model, not a curated record. Gene Ontology annotation, biological process: immune response; positive regulation of B cell proliferation. Bases 64 to 1032 code for a protein of 322 amino acids. Gene Ontology annotation, cellular component: membrane. The transcript has a single exon. NCBI's taxonomy places the organism in Eukaryota, Metazoa, Chordata, Chondrichthyes, Rajiformes, Rajidae.
CAAAUUGCCGUCUUUGCCUGCAGACUGUAAAAGCAUUCGGAUUGUAAAGGAGAAGCAGUAAUAAUGUGGCACGUGGUAUGCAGAUACCAGCUGACAGGAAAUGGUGCUUGUGUUUCGGAUGGGCUAUUGCAACAGUUCCGUCAUAAAGGGAACUUUGUGAUGAAGAUGAACACAGAGGAAGAAAAGUCUGGCUACGACACGCAACAUCGAGUCUUGAUCUACUCAGCCUGUGUCUUAACCUCGGCAGCUCUGAUGUCGACUUGCGUGGCAGUGGCAGCCUUACACCACGUCCUUGCACUGAAAGGAGACAUCUCGUCGAUGAGAGAGGAGCUGGACACGUACAGACUCCACCUCGAUCGCCUGGAAGCCCUGGCAAGAUUAAAUAAGGGCCAGGCGGCCAACUGGAGCAGUUCGGCACGCCAGGUUAGUAAACGUUUCAAGAAGCGACCCUCCCCUGAGGAUAAAUCAAAAGACAGAAUGAAAUUUCGGAUAAACAGAUCGAUCUCUGAAGGCGUGCAACAGGCCUGCGUGCAACUGAUUGCCUCCAAUGUCCAAAGACGGGUGGCCAGGCCAAGUAACUGUCACAAAUGCGUACCAGGAAGACCACAACAAUCGUGCCGAGUUGAAAGAAGAACUGAUACAAGUCAGAACCAAAUGGAGACAACUACUGUCCCCUGGAUCCUGAGUUUGAAAAAGGGGAGCGCCCUGGACAAGAGGGGUAACAAGAUCCUGGUGGUAGAAGCUGGUUACUUUCUGGUGUACAGCCAAGUGUGGUACAAGGAUAAUACAUUUACCAUGGGGCAUUUCAUAAAAAGAAAUAAGGCCAGCAUUGUUGGUAAUGAGGCGCCCAAUGUGAUUCUGUUCCGGUGCAUACAGAACAUGUCUGCUUGCUGCCCAAAUAAUUCUUGUUUCACUGCUGGCAUUGCACAGCUCGAAGUGGGAGAUGAGCUUGAACUUGUAAUACCACGAAUACAAGCACAAAUCGCAUUGAACGGUGAUGGGACAUUCUUCGGAGCAAUAAAACUGCUGUAAACGUUGGCCAAAGUUUUACAAGCAAAGUGCCUCCCUAUUUGUACAGGAAAAAAAUCCCUUUCUUCCUUGAUUCCUUCCUGUGUUGAUGAAAAUGCCUGAUUUAAAAAAAAUAUAUAUAUAUCUUACCGAAAGGGGAAACGGUUUUCUCAUGCAGCAGGAAAAUAGAAGGAGCAGCUAGCACACGUUUCUGUCUUCUGUUCAUGGUUAAAAGUCAGGUUGAAGCAAAUCUGUGAACCGAUCUGGAUGGAGUCAUCGUGCAAAGCCUUGUUCUUGCUUUGGAAUUGUGCGAAAUUGAAGAUGCAUGAAAUACAGAGGAACCCAAAAUCAGUUUGGUUUAUCAGUUCAGUUUUCAGUUUAGUUUAAUGAAGCAUGUGAAAUGCUGGAGUAACUCAGCGGGACAGGCAGCAUCUCUGGAGAGAAGGAAUGGGCGAUGUUUCGGGUCGAGACCCUUCUUCAGACUGAUCUUUUCUUCACAGAGGGGGACAGAGGACGCUGCUGAACUCUCGGCGGAGAGAGGAGGGGAACUUCUUCAAAGAAGACAUACCUUGAGAUUUCGCAAUGGAGCGGACAAAAUGUGUAGGAAAGAACUGCAGAUGCUGGUUUAAAUGGAAGGUAGACACAAAAUCCUGGAGUAACUCAGUGGGACAGGCAGCACCUCGGGAGAGA